This is a messenger RNA of Salvia splendens (bonfire salvia), 3768 nucleotides long. Its product is annotated as phytosulfokine receptor 1. The transcript has a single exon. Lineage: Eukaryota; Viridiplantae; Streptophyta; Magnoliopsida; Lamiales; Lamiaceae. Gene Ontology annotation, biological process: protein phosphorylation. The record is from RefSeq and is a predicted model, not a curated record. The coding region runs from base 333 to 3362 and encodes 1009 amino acids. Gene Ontology annotation, molecular function: protein kinase activity; ATP binding; receptor serine/threonine kinase binding.
GGCCUUCUCUCUCUCUCCCUCCAAAAUUCUUAUCUGAAUGAGAGAGAAAAAGCGCUGCCUCUAUUGGACCAUCAAACCCAGCUCCCUUUUUCAAGUCAAAACCCAAUUUUAGUUCCACCUUUUUAUAUUCUCUCACGCACCCAAAUACCACCUUCUUCUCCUUCAUCAACCCAUCUUCUUCUUCUCUGCAUAUUUUUGCAUUCUUUUCAACAAUCAAUACGAAUACAAGAGCAACAAAAAAAUAAAAAUAAAUCUGCAGAGUACUUACUCAUGAGAAGCGAAAAGACUCCAGAUUUUUAAGGGUGGUGCGGUGCAUCUAUCAUCUGGUGUAGAUGACUGUGUUUGUUCUGUUUAUGAUCCUCACCUUUCUCAGAUUCUCAUCUCGAGCUCAGAACUCCACAUGCAACUCCAAUGAUCUCGAAGCUCUCAGGGCCUUUAUGCACAACCUCGAUUCGCCUCUUGAAGGAUGGGAUUUCAAUUCCUCUUCGUCCAGCUGCUGCGAUUGGCCCGGCAUCACUUGCUCUUCUCCGCCGUCUAGGGUGAUUAAGCUCGAGCUCGGCGACAGAAGGUUCUUCGGCAAUCUCUCCGAAUCUCUAGCCAAUUUGGAGCUGCUCAAAACCCUAAAUCUCUCCCGCAAUUACCUCAAAGGCUCCAUCCCUCUCUCGCUUCUGCAUUUGCCACAGCUCGAGAUCCUUGACCUGAGCUACAAUUUGAUCUCCGGAACGUUCCCGAGCAGCAUCAAUCUGCCCUCGAUCAGAGUCAUCAACGUCUCUGAAAACUCCAUCGGCGGCGCUUUGCCGGCGGAGAUAUGCAGCAAUUCGACCACGAUUCGGGUUUUGAAUGUGGUCGACAAUUAUCUAACCGGAGUUGUUCCGUUAGGGUUGGGGAAUUGCACCUCAUUGGAGGAGCUCGCGCUCGCCACAAAUCUCAUCCAUGGCGCUCUGCCUGAAGAUCUGUAUCGUCUGCAGAAAUUGAACAAACUCUUCUUGCAGGAGAAUAAUCUCUCUGGACAGCUGAGUCGCCUCAUCGGUAACCUAUCUAAUCUCGCUCGUCUCGAUUUAUCGUUGAAUAAAUUCUCAGGAAAUCUUCCAGACGUUUUUGAUAGAUUUGUGGGUUUGAGCUAUUUCUCAGCUCAAUCGAAUAGUUUCAGUGGUAGCAUACCUGCUUCGUUGGCUAAUUCACCAACAAUUGCUUCGCUUAGUUUGAGAAACAAUUCACUGGGUGAUACCAUUGUUCUUAACUGUUCAGCAAUGGUGAAUCUCGUUUCGCUUGAUUUGGCUACUAAUAGGUUUCAAGGGGAGAUUCCUGCAAAUCUCCCUUCUUGUAAGAAAUUAAGGAUGAUGAAUUUGGCUAGGAAUCACUUCACAGGGGAGAUCCCUCAGAGUUUCCAGAAUUUCCAGAGCCUUACGUCCCUUUCGCUUUCAAACACUACCAUUACCAACCUCACAACCGCACUAGACGUUCUGCAGCAUUGUAGGAACUUGACAACACUAGUUCUCACUUUGAAUUUUCGUGGUGAAAUGAUGCCUGCUAAUCCAAGUUUCGAGCUUUUAAAACUCAAGACUCUUGUGAUUGCCAGUUGCAGACUCACCGGUGAUAUUCCCCAGUGGUUGAGUCGGUGCAGGGACUUGCAGCUGUUGGAUUUGUCGUGGAAUCGAAUGGGAGGUUCAAUUCCGCCUUGGUUUGGCAACUUGUCAUCUCUGUUUUACUUGGACUUAUCCAACAACUCUUUCACUGGGAAUCUGCCAAAAGAGCUUACUGAAAUGCAAAGCAUGAUCAGUGGUAAUGUGUCCAUGGUGGAACCUUCCCCGGAUUUCCCCCUCUUUGUACGAAAGAACCAAUACGGGUUAAAGUACAAAAUGGCCAUGAGCUUUCCUCCAACACUGGAACUUGGCAACAACUUUCUUACUGGACCGAUCUGGCCGGAGUUUGGUAAUUUGAAAAGGUUGCAUGUUUUGGACCUGAAAUGCAAUAAUUUAUCUGGAUCCAUUCCGAGCACUUUGUCUCUCUUGACGAGCCUAGAGACUUUGGAUUUGUCUUUCAAUGAGCUAAAUGGAACUAUACCACGUUCUUUGAGUAACCUCACAUUUCUGUCAUCCUUCAGUGUGGCUCACAAUGCUCUCUCUGGCACCAUUCCUUCUGGCAAUCAGUUUGCAACCUUCCCCAACUCGAGCUUUGAAGGUAACCCAGAUCUCUGUGGUGACCACGGUUUACCUCCUUGCCGAUCUAACAACAAUGUCCCUCGCCUAUCAACUCACAAGUCGAAGAAAGCAAGGAGUGUUGCUAUAGCAGUGGGUGUUGGAAUUGGUGCAGGAACUAUUAUUCUUGCUGCUCUUGUCUACCUUAUUGUUUUGUGCUCAUGCAAGCGAAAAGUUGUGGAUCCAGAAAAUGAAGAUGCUGAUGCCACGGAAAAGAAUUUGGCAGAGAUAUCGAGUCUAGUUAUCCUAUGUCAGAACAAGGAGAGCAAAGAGAUUAUUCUUGAUGAACUGUUGAAGUCUACAGAUGAUUUUGAUCAAUCAAAUAUCAUUGGUUGUGGGGGAUUUGGACUGGUGUACAAGGCCAUCCUCCCAGAUGGAAGGAAGGUGGCGAUAAAAAGGCUUUCAGGUGAAUAUUUCCAGAUUGAGAGGGAAUUCCAAGCCGAAAUAGAGACCCUCUCAAGAGCACAGCACCCAAAUCUCGUUCAACUUCAAGGAUAUUGUAAGUACAAGAACGACAGGCUACUUAUAUAUAAAUAUAUGGAGAAUGGUAGCCUUGAUUACUGGUUACAUGAGAAAACUGACGGCCCUUCCUCGUUAGAUUGGGAGAAGAGGCUGCAGAUCGCGAGGGGGGCAGCACGAGGUCUUGCUUACUUGCACCAGUCUUGUGACCCUCGAAUCCUCCAUAGGGAUAUAAAAUCAAGCAACAUUCUUUUAGACGAGGAAUUUGAAGCUCAUUUAGCUGAUUUUGGACUUGCGAGGCUCAUUCUUCCUUAUGACACUCAUGUCACAACCGACCUUGUUGGAACUCUCGGCUACAUUCCUCCAGAGUACGGCCAGGCCUCCGUUGCGACCUACAAAGGGGAUAUAUACAGUUUUGGAGUUGUUCUUUUGGAGCUUCUUACUGGCAAGAGGCCAAUGGAUAUGUGCAGACCAAAAGCUUACCGGGACAUGAUUUCAUGGGUGAUUCGAAUGAAGAGGUUAGGCAGGGAAGUCGAAGUUUUGGAUCCAUUCGUUUAUGACAAGCAAAACACGCAGGUGAUGCUAACUGUACUCGAGAUUGCUUGCCUCUGUUUGAGGGAGAAUCCAAAGGCGAGGCCAUGUACCCUGCAGUUAGUUACUUGGCUUGACAAUAUCGAUUCAGUCUCUAUUUUGCAUCCGGGCUAGAGAAAGGCGAGCUGUCCCUUAUGACUUCUUCCUUCACUGGUAAGUUCUUGAUUAUUGAUUUUUCAAUCUGGAAUGCAUGCCAUGAUGCAUUUUGUUGUAUACAUUGUUUCACUUGUAUCAGUAUGUGAAGUAAUCAUAUAAAUCUUCUAAAUAUCCUUUGCAUUUCCAUGAAAUAAGUAAAUAAUCUUACUUCACUUCUGCUCCUCUCACUGUUUGCAAAUUAGGAAAAUAGUAGUAGCUCUUUUGAGACAUGAAAGUAGUUUUCAAUUAUUUCAGUUGUAUGUGACAUGAAUAUAGAAGUUUAGUAAAUAUCCCUAUCAUUUCUGAGAGUCAGAAAUUAUGUUUGUUUUGCAACUUGUCUCACAAUAUCCUGAAAAAAGAAAAGAAAAGGUGCUCUUUUGAUGCA